Molecule: messenger RNA, 1736 nt
Organism: Cannabis sativa
Lineage: Eukaryota; Viridiplantae; Streptophyta; Magnoliopsida; Rosales; Cannabaceae
Product: amino acid transporter AVT1H
Exons: 4
Coding region: 91-1551 (486 amino acids)
Biological process (GO): amino acid transmembrane transport
Cellular component (GO): vacuolar membrane
Molecular function (GO): amino acid transmembrane transporter activity
Source: RefSeq, a predicted model, not a curated record
AAGAACCCAUUUCAUAAUUAUUCUCAACAUAUACCUCUCCCACAUAUUUGGAGAGAAAAAAAAAUACUAGAGAAUAUAUAUAUUAUCAUCAUGUGGAACAAAAUAUGCAAAGGCAUAGGGAUCAAAUCCAAUAAAUGUUCUUCCCAAAACAAAAACCAAAUUGCAAGCGAGUACUACUCAUCAUCAUCUAGAAUAUGUGAGGCUUGUGUUGAAGAAAGCCAAAUAGUGUGCAAAUGCAACCACCAAAAUGAAAAUGAAAUUCAUCAUCAUCAUCAUCAUGAUAAUAAUGAUAAUGGUACUAUUAACAACGGCAGUCAUCACCAUGCCAACAGCUCUUUUGCUCAUGCCGUCAUCAACAUGACUGGAAUGCUCAUCGGGUUAGGGCAGUUAUCAGUACCAUAUGCCCUAGAGAAUGGAGGAUGGUGUUCAGUGUUCCUACUCCUAUUACUUGGAAUAAUAUGCGCAUAUUCUUGUCUUCUACUUGGAAAAUGUCUUGAGAAGAGUCCCAAAUCCAGAAGCUACAGCGAUAUAGGAGAAGAAGCUUUUGGAGGCAAAGGAAAAGCCAUAGUGGGAGUAUUUAUAUACUUGGAGAUUUUCAUGACUCUUGUGUCUUAUACCAUAUCCUUGCAUGACAAUAUUAUCACAGUCUUUAAAGGGGUGAUCAUCGAUCACAACAGGGUUCAACUUAAGUUUCCAAUAUGGGCCAAGUUAUCAACAUCACAUCUCUUAACUACCAUAGCAGUUUUGGUAGCCUUACCAAGUCUUUGGCUGAAAAAUCUGUCCUCAAUAUCUUUCCUUUCCUUUGGUGGAAUUCUCAUGUCAGCUGUCAUUUUCUCUUCUGUGGCUUCCACAGCCAUCUUUGGAGGUGUUAGACCUGACCAUAAGAUACCAGUUCUUCAAAUUUAUAACAUUCCUGCCAUUUCUGGCCUUUAUAUUUUCAGCUAUGCAGGACAUAUUGUUUUUCCUAAUCUAUAUGUAGCCAUGAAAGAUCCAUCCAAGUUUACCAAGGUGACCGUAGUUAGCUUCAGCCUAGUGACAACACUGUACACAGUGGUAGCCUUUUUGGGAGCAAAACUGUUUGGCCCACAAAUAAACCCACAAAUCACACUCAGCAUGCCACCCCAUUUCAUUGGAACAAAGAUAGCUCUUUGGGCAACAGUCCUCACACCAAUUACCAAAUACGCACUCGAAUUCGCACCCUUCGCCAUCCAACUCGAGCAUGCCUUGCCUUCCUCCAUGACCACUAGGGCAAAGCUCAUCACAAGGGGUUUCUUGGGUUCUUUCUUUCUCUUGCUCAUACUAACCCUAGCUCUCUCCCUCCCAUACUUCCAACAUGUACUCGCCCUCACUGGAUCUCUUCUCAGCACUGCCAUUUGUUUCAUUUUACCUUGUGCCUUCUACAUCAAGAUAUAUUGGGCUCACAUUUCUAAACCUGUUCUUGCUUUGAACCUUUUUUUGAUUGGUUUUGGAAUUUCUCUUGGGCUGCUUGGAACAGCUUCAUCUACCAAGAUGUUGAUUCAAACCAUGAAGAGAGCUCAUCAUUUGACUUAGGCAACCUCGAAUAGGCAGCUUACUAGCUGAUGUAUAAGAAUGUAUCGAUUUAGUAAUUAGCAUAAAUAAUUAAGCUGUUUUGCUAUAAUAUUACAGCUUGAGCUUGUACUCCAUCGAUUGAUUAAUCGAUGAUAUGAUCAUUACGUACUUCUCUCGAAGCUUAAUUAUAUGCAAGUAUUUCACUU